AUGGUAUUGAAUAAGUUGUUUCAAAUAGAGAUAUUAAUGAUGAAAAUGAAGAAAUAAUAUCUUCUACUCACACAAACACCUUCUCCUCCUUCCCUCUUCUUGAUUUGCUCUUCCUCCAGUCUUUGCCACGCCUAAAGAGUAUCGAUGGCGGUACUACAAUCACAACUACAUCCAUCCAUGAUCAGUUCAAGUGUUCUCAAGUCGGUGUUGCUUCGUGGUUCUUAUGCCAAUACUCCAAAAAGAUUACUAUAUCAACUUGUCCUGCCCUAUCAAGAGUGUUUCCAUCCAAUGUAGUAGGACGGCUGCUUAAGCUUGAAGAGUUGAGAAUAUGGAAUUGUAAGUCAAUAGUAGAGCUAUUUGAAACUGAAUGGGCCAACAACAAUGGUGUUGAUAGUAGUAAUGUUGGUGAUGGAAGUGACGAUACAUGUACUGCAAUCACCAUCCCAAGGUCGGCAAAUAUGACUCUGCUUCAAUUGCCCAACCUAACGAUAUUGAAAAUAGAAAGAUGUGAAGGUUUGGAAUAUAUAUUCACAAGUUCCACACUUGAAAGCCUCAAAAACUGACUGUAAAACAAUGCAAGGCAAUGAAAGUGAUUGUGAAGGAAGAUGCAGAACACACAGAAACGUCUAAAUCUAUAAUAGUGUUCCCUGGUCUCAAGUCCCUUACUCUGGCAGAUUUACCAGAACUCAAGGGUUUCUUUUUGGGGAAGAAUGAGUUCAGGUGGCCAGUAUUGGAAAAGGUUAAGAUGGAUGGCUGCCCAAAAAUGAUGAUUUUCACAUUUGGUCACUCGAAGGCUUCGAAGCUCAACUACAUACAUACAGGCUUAGGCAAGCAUACUCUUGAUCAAUGUGGCUCCAACUUCCAUUUGACCAAUGUUACACAAGAGACUCAACUCUCUAUGUGCUCUACUCCAGAUAUGAUAAAGCUAGUUCAGUUCCCUUGGUCUUUUUCAAAUUUACUUGAAGUAGAUGCACAAAAGAGUGACAAAUUGUUGAAAAGCCGCAUAAUUUUUCCAUGCAACGAGUUGCUUAAUUUGAAGAAUCUUGAAAAGCUUUCUAUUACCAUGAAGUAUGGUGAAUCUAAAAUAGAGGAAGUAUUUGAAGUAGCAGAAGGGACAAAUGAAGAUGUGGAUAUUGGAAUGCAAUCUGUUGUGGUAUUUGAGAAGCUGAAAGAGGUGACUUUGGGUAGAUUAAAUAAUCUGAAGCAUAUGUGGAAGAGCAAUCGGUGGAUAGUGUUGAACUUUCCAAACCUUACAAAGGUCUCAAUUAAUAAAUGUCGGCUUCUUGGACACGUUUUCAGUAGUUGCAUGGUUGGUAGUCUAUUGCAGCUCCAAGAGUUAAAAAUAAGUGACUGCGAGAGUAUGGAUGUGAUUGUGAAGCAAGUUGAAGAUUCCGAAACCAGACCGAAUACUACUGAGGUUGUGUUCCCUUGUCUAAAAUCCAUAACACUUGAAAAGCUUCCAAAUCUCAAGGGAUUUUGCCUGGGCAAGGUGGCUUUUGAAUGGCCAUUAUUAGAUACCUUGGAAAUCAAAGAUUGUCCACAAAUAACAGUUUUCACAAAUGGGCAAUCAACUACUCCGGAGCUGAAGUUAAUAGAUACAACUUUUGGAUUGUGUCAUGCAAUGGAAGACCCAAACUCUUUUAUACAGACCAAACAGAAAGAGGUAUGUGGUGUCUCAUUUGGUUAUUAUUAACAGAUUAAUGUUUUCUCCAACAAAAACUUUACAUUACUCUCUAAUUUACCACUUUGUUGUAAUCUCCUACAGGGAUGGCAGUUCUAGAGAAACAUUUGAAUUCACAUGUGCAGUUUGGCUCAUUUUGAAGUCAGCUAUAUAUAUAGCAUAAUAGACAUCUUCUGAUUUCAAACAGCCCAGCUACCACCACAUGUCACUGAGUACUCCCUGGAACUUGUAUCUUGUGGUGACUGGCGGUUGUUUCUGGUGGUGGAUUUGGCCGGAGAAAUUUCAAUAUGUAACCUUUUUUUCCAUGUGUACUUACUUACAGCAAAAUUACUUGUUUUCAAAAGAAAAACACAAACUGGGUCACCUUGGUGAUCAAUUAUAUUUCUUCCUUCACUCACAACUUUACCCUGUAAAUAACAUAAAGAUACUUUUCUUUACUAUAUUUAAAUACCCUGUUUUAGGCUAAACUUAGCUUCAAUAUACGCUGUUUUAUACUUAACGCUACAUUACCAGUU
Lactuca sativa (garden lettuce) is the source of this 2196-nucleotide messenger RNA. The record is from RefSeq and is a predicted model, not a curated record. Lineage: Eukaryota; Viridiplantae; Streptophyta; Magnoliopsida; Asterales; Asteraceae.